Molecule: messenger RNA, 2154 nt
Organism: Arthroderma uncinatum
Lineage: Eukaryota; Fungi; Ascomycota; Eurotiomycetes; Onygenales; Arthrodermataceae
Exons: 2
Coding region: 1-2154 (717 amino acids)
Biological process (GO): transcription initiation at RNA polymerase I promoter
Cellular component (GO): nucleus
Molecular function (GO): RNA polymerase I general transcription initiation factor activity; RNA polymerase I core binding
Source: RefSeq, a predicted model, not a curated record
AUGGUCUCCGUCACGCACCUCCCAUCGACCCCGGCGUCAACGUCGAAACCCUCAAAAUCGAUCCUGAAACCGUUCUCGUCUUUAGCUGGCCAGAAACGCAAGAAGCUCGAUCUUUCCAUCCCAUCCGAUAUCUCGUCGGGCUCUGCCUACUCGGACUCAAAUGCUAGUCCUACUACGGCCACCACGCCCGGCGGUUCCCCUGGCCCGCGUAGGAAACGCGCACGGGUCAAAUUCGACGUGGCCAUGGACUCACCCGGAAGCAAGCCUGAGGCUAGUGGUGCUCGCAAUGACGAAGUUGUUGCUGAGAGGAACAAGGCGCUGGCAAGGGAGGAGGUCAGGCGUGCAAUUCAAAGACACCUUAUCGGUGAUAGCGAGGCGUACGAUCGUAUCAAGGAGAUGUUUUCGGCUGAUCCCAAGGUUAUGGAGGAGGAUGGGACACCCGUUUUCGACCUGCCUACUCCUGUUUCGCUGAAGAACCACCUUAUGGGCCUUUUGGGUAAUGUCUCUUCGCUUGAUGGUUCCUGCAGUGGCUUGGUACACGCCAUCUUGAACAGCGAGUGGGUUGGCAGAGACAAGUCGUAUGUCAAGCUGUUCGUCCAGUUUCUGGCUACCCUGUCAGCUGCACGCGGUGGAUAUCUGAACUCGGUGCUGAAGAUGCUGGUCAGCCGUCUGUGUCAAGUGGACCUACGCGCUGGGAAGCUGCCUGAUUAUGAUACCGUUCGUAGCUCGGAAAUCUACCAUCGAAUCCACUAUGCCAUCCGCUCCGUCGCCCAGGUUGUCCCCGCCUGUAGUGUCUCUCUCUCUCCAAUCUUGUCUACCACCUUCCCACACGACUCUGAUACUGUUAAGAACCAUCUUAUCUACACGCGUAAUCUCAUAAAGAUCGUAUCAUAUCUCCCUGAACUUCGCUCCGACAUCCUCGCCCUCAUCACGGAGAAGCUGGUCAAGAUUGACGCUCAAAACCAGGUGAACAUGGAAGACUUUGACGAGGACACUCAGCAGGAUAUCAUGGACGCCCUCAAUACCACAGACGUCUCGAUUCUCGACCAAGAUGAGGAUGGAUCGGACGAGGAAUCGGAAUUAAGUGACGAUGGAACCCUCGACCCGGACGCCCAGCGCAUCAAGGCCGUAAAGGCGUGCAUGCUAAAGGUUGAUCAUAUGGUCGACGUCCUCUUUGAAUACUACAACUACCCCUUCACAUCUGGCUCCCUCGAGGACCAGGAGCAAGUCCUCGACUUUCUUCUCGCACACUUUCAAAGCAUCAUCCUCCCGACCUACCGCUCCCGCCACGCCCAAUUUAUCCUCUUUCAUUUCGCCCAGGCUUCUCCCAUCUUUAUCGACCGCUUCGCUACAACCUGCAUCGAGAUCAUCCUCAGCAAGUCUCAGCCGGUCAUCAUUCGCCAGUAUGCAGCUGCAUAUCUUGCCAGCUUCGUCGCCCGUGGCGCUCAUGUCUCCGGCGAAGUGAUUCGUGAUGUCUUCAGUCUCCUCGGCACUCACCUCCUGAACCUACUCGAUUCUUACGACAAGGACUGCCGUGGUCCCGACCUCCGCCGUUAUGGGCCAUUCUAUGCCACUGCCCAGGCCCUCUUCUACAUCUUCUGCUUCCGCUGGAAAGACCUCACCAUUGCUGCCAUCGAGGCCGAAGCUGACGGCAACUCGCUAACCCACCUAGACGUCGACGAAGUGUCUUUCACCCAGGAGAUGAAAGAUAUGCUCCUCCGCGGCAUCUACUCAAACCUUAACCCUCUCAAGAUCUGCUCGCCUGGAAUUGUCGCCGAGUUCGCCAAAAUCACCCAAUACUUCAGUCUCUUCUACCUAUUCCCUCUACUCGAGAAGAACAAGCGUAUGCGCAUCCAUAACUUCCGUGGCAUUACUUCCAUGGCUAUGGACCCCGUGUUUGGAACCAUUGAACGUGAAACCCGCGCUGAUGAUAACUUCGUCACCCAACUUGAUGAUUAUUUCCCGUUCGAUCCAUAUAAGAUGCCCAGAGGCGCUAGAUGGUUGCGUGGGGAUUACGUCGAUUAUAAAGACGUGAGAAUCGCUGGUCUGGAUGAUCGUGGUCUCGACGAUGAAGAGGAUGAUGACACUGCGAGCGAAGAUGACGACGAAGAGGACGCUGACCUCGAUGGAUACACUGAGACCGAGGAGGAGUAA